Molecule: messenger RNA, 6387 nt
Organism: Salarias fasciatus (jewelled blenny)
Lineage: Eukaryota; Metazoa; Chordata; Actinopteri; Blenniiformes; Blenniidae
Gene: pikfyve
Product: phosphoinositide kinase, FYVE finger containing
Exons: 43
Coding region: 146-6274 (2042 amino acids)
Biological process (GO): neutrophil chemotaxis; phosphatidylinositol metabolic process; phagosome-lysosome fusion
Cellular component (GO): cytoplasmic vesicle; vesicle membrane
Molecular function (GO): 1-phosphatidylinositol-3-phosphate 5-kinase activity; metal ion binding; ATP binding
Source: RefSeq, a predicted model, not a curated record
AUUGAUUGGCCGGGUCUGUCGGUAGUUAACGGGUGUCCGUGUCUGUUUUGCCGGUUUCAGUUUGUUUUUUCACAGACGUGGGGACACACAGAGAGGUGUGUGGUGAUGUGGAGCUGAAACACCGAGCAGCAGGAGCAGCACUGACAUGGCCACGGAUGAUAAGUCUUUGUCCUCAUCGUCCACGGACUGGACGGCCGAUGCGCCCAUCAUCUCUCCCACAAGCCCCUCCCACCUGACUCACUUCAAACCGUUGACCCCGGAACAGGAGGAGCCGCCACUGCGCUCGGCGUACAGCUCCUUCGUCAACCUCUUCAGGUUCAACAACAAAGAGGAGGGUCGUCCUCCCUCCACGGUGGCAGAGAACCCUGAGGCUCCGCCCCCUUCGCCUCAGUCUCCGAGGAGGAGCUGGUCCAGCAGCCCGUCACACUACGGACCGAGAACACACCGCAAACAGGCAGAGCUGCUGAGACGCACAUCCACCGCCUCAGAUGUCAGCAGGAAGUCGGAACCCCCCUUAAGCAACCAUGACCCUCGCACUGCCGUCCAGCUCCGCACGGCCCUGAAGAGGCUGAAAGAGAUCAUGGAGGGGAAGAGCCAGGACAGCGAUCUGAAGCAGUACUGGAUGCCGGACUCUCAGUGUAAGGAGUGCUACGACUGUAAUGAGAAGUUCACCACGUUCCGCCGCAGACACCACUGCAGACUGUGUGGGCAGAUCUUCUGCAGCCGCUGCUGCAACCAGGAAAUCCCCGGGAAGUUCAUGGGGUACACAGGAGAUCUUCGGGCCUGUACCUACUGCAGGAAGCUGGCGCUCAGCUACGCCCACUCCGCCGACUCGGGCUCUCUGGGCGAGGACCUGAGCGUCCUGUCCGACUCGCCGCUGGCGGUGUGUGUUCUGGAGCCCAGCGAGCCGCGGACCCCGGUCGGAGGACGGAAGGCCAGCAGGAACAUCUUCCUGGAGGAAGAUCUCACCUGGCAGAGAGCUUCCAUUGGAAUGAGAAAGAAUAUGAUCCACCAGGACACUCAGAGCAGUGUCCUCAGCUCUCGUCUGUCCACUCUUCCAGAGGACGUUGGAAAGUCUCCGUCCAGGAAGAGGUCUGCCAGCGUGACCACCCUGUCCCUGGAUCGGUCCGGGUCCUCCAUGGUUCCAUCCUACGACAGCUCGGUCAGUCCCCCCACCAGCAGAGCCGUGUCUGGGACCAAGAGCGGCUCCAAGCUGGACCACAGCGAGGAGGAGAGGAAGAUCCUGCUGGACUCGUCUCAGCUGAAGGAGCUGUGGAAGAAGAUCUGCCACAACAACACGGGGAUGGAGUUCCAGGACCACCGGUACUGGCUGAGGACCUACCCCAACUGCAUUGUGGGAAAGGAGCUGGUCAACUGGCUGCUGAGGAAUGGAACCAUCUCCACCAGGGCUCAGGCCAUCGCCAUCGGCCAGGCGCUGGUGGACGGACGCUGGCUGGACUGCGUCACCCACCACGACCAGCUGUUCAGAGACGAGUACGCCCUGUACCGCCCCCUGCAGAACACCGAGUUCUCAGAAACGCCGUCCCCCGACAGCGACAGCGUCAACUCCGUGGAAGGACACUCGGAGCCGUCCUGGUUCAAGGACAUCAAGUUCGACGACAGUGACUCCGAGCAGCUGGCCGACGAGAACGACUACACCGUGCCCAAUUCCGCCAGUCCCAGUAAGAGGACGUCAGUCAGCAGCUUCCAUUCCACAGUGGACAGCGACUCAGCCUCCUCCAUCAACCUCAACAUGGAGCAGAACAACGUCAACUUCCACAUCAAGAAGCAGUCCAAGUAUCCCCACGUUCCCCAAACCAACGAGCAGAAAGCAGAGUUUCUGGUGUCGGAGGAUGGAGGACAGAACAUUGUGAUCAGUGACGCCUUCAUCAAAGAGUCGCUGUUCAACCGGAGGGUGGAGGAGAAGGCGAAGGAGCUGCUGUUCACUCCUCUGGGCUGGCACCACAGCUCGCUGGAGCAGCUGCGAGAGGAGAACGGAGAGAAGGCCGCCAUGGAGAGGCUGCUCUCGGCCAACCACAGCCACAUGAUGGCGCUGCUGCAGCAGCUGCUCUACAGCGAGUCUCUGUCUCUGUCCUGGAGGGACAUCAUCGUCCCCGUGGUGCGUCAGGUGGUCCAGACGGUGCGUCCCGACGUCCGCAACUGUGACGAUGACAUGGACAUCCGGCAGCUGGUCCACAUCAAGAAGAUCUGCGGAGGCAGGAAGUUUGACUCCACCGUGGUGAACGGCUUCAUCUGCACAAAGAACAUUGCACACAAGAAGAUGAACGCCUACAUCAAGAAUCCUAAAAUUCUGCUUCUGAAGUGUUCCAUCGAGUAUCUGUACAGAGAGGAGACCAAGUUCACCUGCAUCGACCCCAUCGUGCUGCAGGAGCGUGAGUUUCUGAAGAACUACGUGCAGCGCAUCGCGGACGUGCGUCCGAACCUGGUCCUGGUGGAGAAGACGGUGUCUCGGAUCGCUCAGGAGAUGCUGCUGGAGCACGGCAUCACGCUGGUCAUCAACGUCAAGCCGCAAGUCCUGGACCGAGUGAGCAGAAUGACUCAAGGAGAUCUGGUGAUGUCCAUGGACCAGCUGCUCACCAAGCCACGACUGGGAACCUGCCACAAGUUCUAUGUGCAGCCCUUCACGCUGGCCAGCAAUGAGGCGAAGACUCUCAUGUUCUUCGAGGGCUGUCCUCCUCACCUGGGCUGCUCCAUCAAGCUGCGGGGAGCGUCGGAGUACGAGCUGUCGCGGGUGAAGGAGAUCAUCAUGCUGAUGGUCUGCGUGGCCUACCACUCUCAGCUGGAGAUCUCCUUCCUGAUGGACGAGUUCGCCAUGCCGCCCAGCCUGGCUCAGAGCGCCUCCUUCCCCUGCCUGCUGGAGGCCACCACUGCAGAGGAGACGCAGGAGGAGGAGGAGGGGGAGGAGGGGGAGGGGGAGCAACAGCAGCAGCAGGAGGAACAGCAGGAGGAGGAGAAAAGCCAGGAGUCUGCACCAGCUGGAGCUCCUGAGGACGGAGAGCUCCCAUCGGACUCCCCUGCCAGACUCUCUGUCCAAGACAAGCCGGACUCCUCCGUCCAGGAGGACACCAGGACCUCGUCUCCGUCCCCCAGCCCCCCCGCUCCUCUGUCCGUCUGUCCCCCGUUCCUCCUGGAGGAGAACCAGGAGACGGACACUGGGACCAGGGGCUCUUCGGGGUCGGAGACGCCCCCGCCGCAGUCGUUCCGCGACCCCCUGCAGGACGACUCGGGGCUGUUCGUGGCGGAGCAGGUGGCCUCCUCCGACGACCGGCUCAGAACCCUGUCGGCAUCCUUCAAGCAGGAGCUGAAGGACAUCAUCCUCUGCAUCUCCCCCUUCAUCGUCUUCAAGGAACCCUUCCUGCUCACCGGACCGGGCAUGUCCUGCCCCAGCAGGGACUACUUCCCUGAGCAGGUCUACCUCUCACCCCUCCUCAACAAGGACUUGAAGGAGGUGGACAGCCGCAGGAAGAAGCAGCUCCUGAAGGACUCGGCGUCGGCGGCGGUGCCGGCGAACGGCGGCGGCCCCCCCAGGCCCGUCCAGGUUCUGCCCUGCCACAGUCUGACCGGCACUCGCAUCGUGGAGCAGCUCCACAGCUGCCGGGACCUGGCCCAGAUGCUCGCCGACUUCCGGGCCCAGGGGGGCCGCAUCCAGCAGAGGGAGGCCUCGGACCCCUUCAGCUCCGUCCGAGCUCCGGUGAAAGCCGACAGCGAGGAGGAGAAGCCCGGCAAACUGAGCGACAUGAGCUGGGCCCCGAAGCUGGACUGUUUGAACCCCAUCAACCAUCAGAGGCUGUGUGUCCUCUUCAGCAGCUCUUCUGUUCAGUCCAACAACGCUCCGAAUCCCUGCGUCAGCCCCUGGAUCGUCACCAUGGAGUUCUACGGGAAGAACGACCUCUCUCUGGGCGUCUUCCUGGAGCGCUACUGCUUCAGGCCGUCCUACCAGUGUCCCAGUGUCUUCUGUGAGACUCCCAUGGUGCACCACGUGCGGCGCUUUGUGCACGGCAGCGGCUGCGUGCAGAUCGUGCUGAAAGAGCUGGACUCGCCUGUACCAGGAUACCAACACACCAUCCUCAACUACUCCUGGUGCCGAAUCUGCAAACAGGUGACGCCGGUGGUCCCUCUGUCCAACGACUCCUGGUCCAUGUCCUUCGCCAAAUAUCUGGAGCUCCGCUUCUAUGGUCACCAGUACACCCGGCGGGCCAACGCCGAACCCUGCGGACACUCCAUCCACAAGGACUACCACCAGUACUUCUCCUACAACCAGAUGGUGGCCUCCUUCAGCUACACGUCUGUGAGGCUGCUGGAGAUUUGUCUUCCUCGCCCAAAGAUCUUCAUCAAGAACCUGGGACCCUCCAAAGCCCUCCUGCAGCAGGACCUCAAGGACUUCUCUCAGAAAGUGACUCAGGUCUACCUGAACAUCGACGACCGUCUCACCUCCCUGAAGACAGACACCUUCAGUAAGACACGCGAGGAGAAGAUGGAGGACCUCUUCGCCCAGAAGGACAUGGAGGAGGCGGAGCUUCGGAGCUGGAUGGAGAAGCUGCAGGUCCGUCUCCAGUCUUGUGGUCAGGACUCUCCUCAGCAGCUGCAGGUCGUCCUCGAGUCCCUUGUGAUGAAGAAACAGAGUCUGUGUGAAAUGCUGCAGUCCUGGAACAGCAGACUUCAGGACCUGUUCCAGCAGGAGAAAGGCAGGAAGCGUCUGUCUGUUCCUCCGAGUCCGGGCCGACACAGACCGGCCACCAACACCGCAGACGACAGCAAGAGCACUCUGGAGUCUUCACCUCGGAACCCCUCGCCUGUGGUGCUCAACGGCGACAAAGAGGACCGACACCUUACCACACUGCCCUCCACCGCAUCCUCCACCCUGCUGCCGUCACCAGGAGACCCUGGAGGAGACCCGGCCACGCCCGGACCACACCUCACCGAGCAGGACUCGGUCAGCCUUCCCGAAGAUGUCUUCGACGGUCACCUGUUGGGGUCCACAGACAGUCAGGUGAAGGAGAAGUCCACCAUGAAGGCCAUCCUGGCCAACUUCCUGCCUGGAAACAGCUACAGCCCGAUCCCCGUGCCUUUCGAUCCGGACAAACACUACCUGAUGUACGAACACGAGCGAGUUCCCAUCGCCGUGUGUGAGCGCGAGCCCAGCUCCAUUAUAGCCUUUGCUCUCAGCUGUAAAGAGUAUAAAACGGCGUUGGACGAUCUGUCUCAGGUGGCAAGUUCAGGAGGAGACGAAACUUCGCAGGUCUUCAGCGGCUCUGACAGUCGGCUGAAGAGCAGCCCGGCCCGGCCCGGCGAGGCGGCUCAGCCGAGUCGCAGCGAGACCGAACCCAGCAAGGAGGCCGAAUCAGCUGACAAACAGAAGAAACAGACCCUCAACCCUCACGUCGAACUGCAGUUCUCCGACGCCAACGCCAAGUUCUACUGCCGGAUCUACUACGCCGAGGAGUUCCACAGCCUGCGCGAGGAGAUCAUGGAGAGCAGCGAGGAGGACUUCGUCCGCUCGCUGUCGCACUGCGUCAACUGGCAGGCCCGCGGGGGGAAGUCCGGCGCCGUCUUCUACGCCACCGAAGACGACCGCUUCAUCCUCAAGCAGAUGCCCCGACUGGAGGUCCAGUCCUUCCUGGACUUCGCUCCACAUUACUUCACCUACAUCACCGGAGCCGUGCAGCAGAAGCGUCCGACAGCGCUGGCCAAGAUUUUGGGCGUUUACAGAAUCGGAUACAAGAACUCCCAGAACAACACGGAGAAGAAGCUGGACCUGCUGGUGAUGGAGAACCUGUUCUACGGACGGAAGAUGGCUCAGGUCUUCGACCUGAAGGGCUCGCUGAGGAACCGUAACGUGAAGACGGACUCGGGGAAGGAGAGCUGCGAGGUGGUGCUGCUGGACGAGAACCUGCUGAAGCUGAUCCACGACAACCCGCUCUACAUCCGCUCCCACUGCAAGGCCAUCCUGCGGGCCGCCAUCCACAGCGACGCCUACUUCCUGUCCAGCCACCUCAUCAUAGACUACUCCCUGCUGGUGGGCCGCGACGACGCCACCGACCAGCUGGUGGUCGGGAUCAUCGACUACAUCAGGACCUUCACCUGGGACAAGAAGCUGGAGAUGGUGGUGAAGUCCACCGGAAUCCUGGGGGGUCAAGGGAAGAUGCCCACCGUGGUUUCUCCGGAGCUGUACCGCGCUCGUUUCUGUGAGGCCAUGGACAAAUACUUCCUGAUGGUCCCGGACCACUGGACCGGACUCGGGACCAACUGCUGACACAAGGACCAGGUCCUGCUGAGUCAUUCCCUCAUCAGUGCUUUUAUUUUGCUGUAACUUCCUGUUUGUACAUGUACAGAGAUUCUGAAUCUAUUAAAGCUUGUUAACAACUU